This is a messenger RNA of Eubalaena glacialis (North Atlantic right whale), 2654 nucleotides long. It is a transcript of the gene METTL14, whose product is annotated as methyltransferase 14, N6-adenosine-methyltransferase subunit. Bases 148 to 1518 code for a protein of 456 amino acids. Gene Ontology annotation, cellular component: nucleus; RNA N6-methyladenosine methyltransferase complex. The record is from RefSeq and is a predicted model, not a curated record. The transcript has 11 exons. NCBI's taxonomy places the organism in Eukaryota, Metazoa, Chordata, Mammalia, Artiodactyla, Balaenidae. Gene Ontology annotation, molecular function: mRNA binding.
AAACACCUAUUGAGGAAAAAAUAGUGGGCAGACGCCGCUUGAAGCUCCUGGAGAAUUUUGUGUUCCACAGUCUCCGAAGAAAAAUUGGGCGGGGAUUCGUCCGCUCAUUACCAAGUUUUCGAGGCAGUGGAAAACAAGAGUUGGGACAUGGACAGCCGCUUGCAGGAGAUCCGGGAGCGGCAGAAGUUACGGCGACAGCUUCUCGCGCAGCAGUUGGGAGCUGAAAGUGCUGACAGUAUUGGUGCUGUGUUAAAUAGCAAAGAUGAGCAGAGAGAAAUUGCUGAAACAAGAGAAACUUGCAGGGCUUCCUAUGAUACCUCUGCUCCAAAUGCAAAACGUAAGUAUCAGGAUGAAGGAGAGACAGAUGAAGACAAAAUGGAAGAAUAUAAGGAUGAAUUAGAAAUGCAACAGGAGGAAGAGAAUUUGCCAUAUGAAGAAGAGAUUUACAAAGAUUCUAGUACUUUUCUUAAGGGAACACAGAGUUUAAAUCCCCAUAAUGAUUACUGCCAACAUUUUGUAGACACCGGACAUAGACCUCAAAAUUUCAUCAGAGAUGUAGGUUUGGCUGACAGAUUUGAAGAAUACCCUAAACUGAGGGAGCUCAUCAGGCUGAAGGAUGAGUUAAUAGCUAAAUCUAACACUCCUCCUAUGUACUUACAAGCAGAUAUAGAAGCCUUUGACAUCAGAGAACUAACACCCAAAUUUGAUGUGAUUCUUCUUGAACCCCCUUUAGAAGAAUAUUACAGAGAGACUGGCAUCACUGCUAAUGAAAAAUGCUGGACUUGGGAUGAUAUCAUGAAGUUAGAAAUUGAUGAGAUUGCAGCACCUCGAUCAUUUAUUUUUCUCUGGUGUGGUUCUGGGGAGGGAUUGGACCUUGGAAGAGUGUGUUUACGCAAGUGGGGUUACAGAAGAUGUGAAGAUAUUUGUUGGAUUAAAACCAAUAAAAACAAUCCUGGGAAGACUAAGACUUUAGAUCCAAAGGCUGUCUUCCAGAGAACAAAGGAACACUGCCUUAUGGGGAUCAAAGGAACUGUUAAGCGUAGCACAGACGGGGACUUCAUUCAUGCUAAUGUUGACAUUGACUUGAUUAUCACAGAAGAACCUGAAAUUGGCAAUAUAGAAAAGCCUGUAGAAAUUUUUCAUAUAAUUGAACAUUUUUGUCUGGGUAGAAGACGCCUUCAUUUAUUUGGAAGAGAUAGUACAAUUCGACCAGGCUGGCUAACAGUUGGACCAACUCUUACAAAUAGCAACUACAAUGCAGAAACAUAUGCAUCCUACUUCAGUACCCCGAAUUCCUACUUGACUGGAUGUACAGAAGAAAUUGAGAGACUUCGACCAAAAUCACCUCCUCCCAAAUCUAAAUCUGAUCGGGGAGGUGGAGCUCCCAGAGGAGGAGGAAGAGGUGGGACUUCUGCUGGCCGUGGGCGAGAAAGAAAUCGAUCUAACUUCCGAGGAGAAAGAGGUGGUUUCAGGGGGGGCCGUGGAGGAGCACACAGAGGUGGCUUUCCACCUCGAUAGUUUUUAGGACAGUGAUCCUAUUAAUGCCCCUUUACCUUCUUUCUGAUAGUUUGAAUUUCAACUGGGAGACAUUGUUUAGAACUCUGUUCCAACUUGCACUUUGCUUUAGUUUCUCCAAGCUGCAGGAAUAUUUUAGCCAACCUCCCUUGUAGUUGUCACUGUCUGGUUUUGUCCAGAAUAAAUGAGUCAUCCUGUCUUUUGUCAUGUGCAUGUAACCGAACAGAAUGGAACAACACAAAUACUUUCAGAGACGGAAUUUAUUCUGAUAGAUUUCAAUUAAUUACAAAGGCUUUUGCUUUUUAGAAGUAAAAUGAGCAGUGAAAAAGUCCCAAUCUGGAGUAUCAUACUAGCGCUGACAGUAGUUGAUAAUGGGCAUCCUGCCACUGCUGUCACAGCAAAUGGGAAGCUGUUUGACAGCCUUGAUGGAAUGGAGUUGGGACAGAUGGUAAACUUCUCUUAGGCUUUUAAUAUUUUCUUGUUGAAACAAUAAAAAGAGACUUCUUUUUUCUUUCUUUAUGAAAAAUCUUAAACUCAUAUAAUUUGACCACAGAAGAAAUUGAGAGACUUGGAACAAAAUCACGUCCUCCCAAAUCUAAAUCUGAUUGGGGAGGUGGAGCUCCCAGGGGUGGGAAGGGAAGAGGUAGAACCUAGUAGGCAGACUUUACAAAGAGAAAAAAAAAUACUCAUUAUAAUCUCAGUUGUGCAGCUACUGAUGACUGUUAACAAUACUUCCUAAAAAACAAACAUGACAAGUAUCCAUGUGCUAGAAUUUUGGUAUGGACUUGAUCUUGGAUUGACUUUCAAAGCAGUUUCAUAUUCCUUAACAAAAUAAAAGAAUUGGAUGCAACAGAGACACCUGGUUAUCAGGUACUUGGUUUAAACAUUUUGGGGAAUAAAGUACUUGGUGAUGAGGAAAUGACAUGCAUCUUUAAACUUGUUAUGGAGAACACUUAAUGUAAAACCAAUUACAGAAGACCCUCAACUUAAGAAGAGAGCUUGGAAAAUGGAACUGCAGUUGCCUUUUAAGGGACUGGUUUCCCAGAUCAGUUAGUUGUGUGAGACUUUAUGUUGUCAUUUCUCUUUCUGUACUGUAACCCAUGUUUUAAAUGAAUUUGCUGAAUGAAAUAAUGCCAUUA